Messenger RNA from Stereum hirsutum FP-91666 SS1, 969 nucleotides. RefSeq lists its product as uncharacterized. The record is from RefSeq and is a predicted model, not a curated record. Lineage: Eukaryota; Fungi; Basidiomycota; Agaricomycetes; Russulales; Stereaceae. The transcript has 10 exons. The coding region runs from base 1 to 969 and encodes 322 amino acids.
AUGCCUCAAGUCCCCCUAGCACCUGUCGAACUAGGCGCGAUAGUCGUCGAGAGCUUGUUCAUGGGUGCCUACCUGGUCACUUUCGCAGUCAGCGUUCACUUCCUGUUUUUUAAACGCUUUCGCCACCAUAAUUCGGCACGAUCUACCCCGAGGUCACCAAUGACUAUCAUCUGCCUGGUUCUUUUCUUGUGCAUCAUGGCUCACUGGAUCCUCGACAUCAUCAGGCUUUUCGACGCUUUCAUCAGCAAGAAGAGCGAUCCUGUAGCCUUUUAUUCGGUGCUAUCCGAUGGCAAGAACGUUGCCAGGUCAUUCCUUUAUAACUUUGAGACCUUUUGCGCUGAUUCCAUCAUGGCGUAUCGUCUGUAUCAUGUCUGGGGACGUUCUCUCAAAAUAUGUAUCUUGCCCGUGCUCACGACUUCAAUGAUCGCCAUUGCUGGAAUAGGCAUUACUGUCCAAUUUGCCUCGAUCCAACCAAAUAUCGAUGUGUUCACCUCUGAGUGUGGUCGCUGGAUCACAACGCUGUUCAGUGCUACAUUGAUCACAAACGUGUAUUCUAGCACGCUCAUCGCAUACCGCAUCUGGAAGAGCCAUACAGCUGUGAAGCAAUCCAAAUUCGGUUGGUCCGCGGCCGUCCCACGGGCGAUACACAUCGUCGUCGAGAGCGCUGCCAUCUAUACCGCGUGUACUCUGAUCACAUUCAUCGCCUAUCUGGUCGAGUCGAAUAUUCAAUAUGCUGCGUUUGACGCGACGAGCCCCGUCAUUGGCUUCGUAUUCUGUUUGAUCAUCGUUCGCGUCCAAGUCACCAAGACCACUGCAUCCCGGAGCGACGCCGAGACUCGGGCCUAUCCAAUGCAGCCGAUACAUCCUGUUAUGAUUAGUAUCGAGAGCGAAGUCGUAUCUGAUGGGCGGGCGUCCUACAAGGGUGGUGAUUGUGAUGCGAACGCCGUUGCGGACAGUACUAGUGUUUGA